UAUUCUAACUUAAAUCUUGCUGUGCUUUGUGUAUUACUGGUGACUGAACUUGCAUACCCUCAUUCACUAUAUCUGGUCUCCCAGGACCCUGCAUUCAUUAUAUCUGGUCUCCCCGGACCCUGCAUUCACUAUAUCUGGUCUCCCAGGACCCCGCAUUCACUAUAUCUGGUCUCCCCGGACCCCGCAUUCACUCUAUCUGGUCUCCCCGGACCCUGCAUUCACUGUAUCUGGUCUCCCAGGACCCUGCAUUCACUAUAUCUGGUCUCCCAGGACCCUGCAUUCACUGUAUCUGGUCUCCCCGGACCCUGCAUUCACUAUAUCUGGUCUCCCCGGACCCUACAUUCACUAUAUCCGGUCUCCCCGGACCCUGCAUUCACUAUAUCUGGUCUCCCCGGACCCCGCAUUCACUCUAUCUGGUCUCCC
Molecule: messenger RNA, 423 nt
Organism: Staurois parvus
Lineage: Eukaryota; Metazoa; Chordata; Amphibia; Anura; Ranidae
Source: the annotation of a GenBank genome assembly